AGUGACCCUUUUCCCCUCCCACAAUGCUCCGCGUGCGGCGCGGACCGGAGGCGCUUCCCGCACGGACACAAACACGCUCGGGACCUGCCGCGGCUGGCGCCUUUGCGAGCAGAGGGAGGACGGGACUGGGCCAUGGCGGCGAAGGCUGCGACGCAGCUGCUGCACGGAAGCUGGGGGGCGCUGAGGGCCCUGGGCCGGCCCGCUGCUCUCCGAGCUUCUGCCGUCUCCCGAGGGCUGCUGGAACCGCCGCUGAGUUCUAUCUGUGGAUUGGAAUGGUUUAUGAAAGACUGCACUUUAUCGAAUGCUCCAAAGAAGCCUUUGUCUGCAUACAUUCGUUUUACAAUGGAGCAUCGGCCCCUACUCAAAGAACAAAAUCCAGAUUUGAAAAGCACAGAGAUAAUUAAGAAACUUGCUGAAGCUUGGAGGGAGCUUCCACAAUCAAAGAAGAAAGUAUAUGAAGAAGCUACUAAGGCAGAAUUUGAAGUAUACAAAGAAGAGAACUCUAAAUAUAUAGCAGAGCUUAACCAUGCUGAGAAAAAAAAUUUGAAAGAAGAGAAGCGUCGAAAAAGGGUUAGAAAGGAAAUAAUAAAGAAAAAAAGAGAGUUAACUAUCUUUGGAAAGCCCAAAAAACCUCGCUCGGGCUAUAAUAUUUUUAUUUCUGAACACUUUAAGGAAGGAAAAGGGAUUUCAUCACAGGAAACAAUGAAGAUUUUAAAUGAAGAAUGGAAAAAUCUGUCACCAUCUCAGAAGCAGGUAUAUUUGCAACUUGCCGAGGAUGAUAAAAUUCGUUAUGCAAAUGAAAUUAAAUCGUGGGAAGAAAAAAUGAUUGAAAUUGGAAGGGAAGAUCUUUUACGUUUUAGGAAGCUAUCGGCCAAAAUGGGAAAACACCUUGAAGACAUCUAUUGAUGCAAACAUCUUCAUAGUGAAGAUGAUAAAUAUUCAAGAACCAAUCAGGUCUCUCACUACGCAGGACUGCAGCAGAAUUUCUAAGAAUGAUGUUUGCGAACAUUUUAUAUUAAUCUUUUUGUUAACAGAUGGACUUCAGCCAAUAUGCUGACACAUUUUGUAUUAGCACCUAGUUAUGGAUACUCUGAUGGUAUAGAUUCAGUCUGAAUUUAGGUAAAAUUUGCUUUUGGAGCAACUGAAUACCAAAAAAGUUCAUCUAGGUGUUGGAGGGAUUAGUUUUACCCUUAGAUAAAGGUAAAUCAAACUGUGAAAUAUUUUUGAUACUGGACGAUAAGAAAGUAUUCUUUUUUCCUAAAGAGGAAACAAGGGUUUACUUUUCUCAAAUUAUUUUAAAUUAUAAAAGUUACCAUGGUCUAAGCUAUCACUGUUGUGUAUUUUUAAAGAAUUGAAGAGCUGACCUGGGCAAAUUUCAAUACCAAGGCAAGUUCUAAUUCUUAGGUAAUACUAGAUGAGAUGGUAUUCAGAGAUGAUGAGUGGACACACAUGUAAUUGCUGAUUUCAUUUAUGCCUUUUUUUUUAAAAAAACUACUGAAGAUUUUGUAAACAUUUCCAUCCAUUUUUUUUUUUUUUUUUUGGUAAAGUAAAAAAAAAGAUUAUGUCAACUCUGCACAUUGGUGUUUCUAUCACAGAGAAUAAAUCUUCUAAAGCAUUCUA
This is a messenger RNA of Sarcophilus harrisii (Tasmanian devil), 1620 nucleotides long. It is a transcript of the gene TFAM, whose product is annotated as transcription factor A, mitochondrial. Lineage: Eukaryota; Metazoa; Chordata; Mammalia; Dasyuromorphia; Dasyuridae. The transcript has 7 exons. The record is from RefSeq and is a predicted model, not a curated record. Gene Ontology annotation, molecular function: transcription cis-regulatory region binding. The coding region runs from base 133 to 906 and encodes 257 amino acids.